Anoplopoma fimbria (sablefish) is the source of this 1446-nucleotide messenger RNA. RefSeq names its product solute carrier family 14 member 2 (gene slc14a2). The transcript is spliced from 9 exons. Gene Ontology annotation, cellular component: membrane. Bases 1 to 1446 code for a protein of 481 amino acids. Gene Ontology annotation, biological process: urea transmembrane transport. Gene Ontology annotation, molecular function: urea transmembrane transporter activity. The record is from RefSeq and is a predicted model, not a curated record. Lineage: Eukaryota; Metazoa; Chordata; Actinopteri; Perciformes; Anoplopomatidae.
AUGCCUGGAUCCCACUGCACAAAGGAGCUCCAGCCCCUGAUGGCUAACCCUGACCUGCCCUCUGAGCAUGACAACUCCCAGGUGGACCAAAAGGACCCUGAGCAGCCAGGGACAAGAAACCUGCGGACGGCCAGGGCUCGCUUCCUCAAAGGAGUCUCCUACUUCUCUGGAGACAUGAAGGUGUUUGGAAAAUGGAUGGAAAAGCAGUUUAUCUUGCUGCAGUUGCUGGACUGGGUUUUGCGUGGAGCUGCUCAGGUGAUGUUCGUCAACAACCCUCUUAGCGGCCUCAUCAUUUUUGCUGGCCUCAUCCUGCAAAACUACUGGUGGGCUCUCAACGGCUUUGUGGGCACACUCUUUGCCACCAUUUCUGCCCUUAUUCUGCAACAGAACAGGGGUGCAAUAGCUGCAGGACUGUACGGUUACAACGGGAUCCUGGUGGGUCUGCUGAUGGCGGUGUUCUCCAACAAAGGAGACUGGUACUGGUGGCUCCUGCUACCAAACAUCUUCAUGUCCAUGAUGUGCCCGAUUGUGUCCAGUGCCCUGGCAUCCAUCAACAGUCGAUGGGAUCUGCCAGUGUUCACCCUGCCCUUCAACAUCCUGGUGUGUCUCCACAUGGUUGCCACUGGACACUACAACCACUACUUCCCCCAGGUCCUCAUUCAGCCUCGCUCAGAGCUGCCCAACAUCACCUGGGCUGAAAUCGACAUAGGCCAGCUCUUCAUGUCAGUGCCUGUGGGAAUUGGCCAAGUCUACGGCUGUGACAACCCGUUGACGGGAGGAAUCUUCAUUAUCUCACUCUUCAUCUCCUCCCCUGUCACCUGCGCCCAUGCUGUCAUUGGAUCUGCCGUGGGCAUGGUUUCAGGCUUGGCACUGGCAGCACCUUUUGGAGACAUUUACUUUGGCCUCUGGGGAUACAACUGUGUGUUAGCCUGCAUUGCCAUCGGAGGAAUGUUUUACGCCCUCACCUGGCAGGUGCAUCUGCUUGCCAUCACAUGUGCUUUUUUCUGUGCAUACCUCGGCUCAGCCAUUGCAAAUAUCAUGUCCACGUUUGGUCUGCCAGCGUGCACUUGGCCGUUCUGUCUCUCUGCCCUCACUUUCCUCCUCUUAACCACGGGGACCAACAAGAUCUUCAAACUGCCGCUGGCCGAAGUCGCCUACCCUGAGAAAAACCUGCGCUUCUUCUGGAAGCUGAAGAAGCAGGAGAAAAAGGAAAAGGCUGAGAAAGAUAGGGAAGAAAGUGAAAAGCAGAAAAAUGCCAUCAAAGAAGAGAUGAUACUGAACGAGAAAGAGCAACUGAGGCUGGAGCUUGAAAGACUGGAUGAAAAGAGAGCAGCAAGUGAGGCAUCAGAGGGUAAAAAUGACGAGACAAAGGUCAAACAGCAGUGUACUGAAGAAAACAUCAGACAAAGUGAUGUAACUGAGGUCAUUGUUGCUGAUAAUGUUUAA